Wickerhamiella sorbophila is the source of this 2244-nucleotide messenger RNA. Its product is annotated as Pre-mRNA-splicing factor prp1. The record is from RefSeq and is a predicted model, not a curated record. The transcript has a single exon. Gene Ontology annotation, molecular function: protein binding. Gene Ontology annotation, cellular component: catalytic step 2 spliceosome; U4/U6 x U5 tri-snRNP complex. The coding region runs from base 1 to 2244 and encodes 747 amino acids. Gene Ontology annotation, biological process: spliceosomal tri-snRNP complex assembly; mRNA splicing, via spliceosome. Lineage: Eukaryota; Fungi; Ascomycota; Dipodascomycetes; Dipodascales; Trichomonascaceae.
AUGUUUGCCGGCAAAGACUUUUUAACUAUGCAGCCUCCGCCGGGCUAUAAAGCCGGGAUUGGUCGAGGUGCAACCGGGUUCACCACUCGGGCAGACGCACCGCUGACGGCGGCAGAAAUACAGCUUCCAAAUGAUCCAGAUAGGUAUCGAGAUCCAGACGAAACAGGGAUUUUGGGCGGUACCAAGCUCGCCAAGGAUGACCAAGAGGCGGUAAAAGAGUAUAUGAAGUUGAACGAGAAGCUCAGUCACAAGCGCAAGGUCAUUAAAGAGCAGGUGGACGAACCUGAUCCGGUUAAGGAGGAGCUCGCAACGGUUUCUUUGGACGAAUGGGCUAAUUUGCCCGAAGCAACUGACCUGACUCGCAGAAAUAAGCGUUUGAGACAGGAGGAAGAUAUGCAAAAACGCUGGUACACCGCCCCGGAUUCGGUUGCGCAGACCAGUUCUGCGUUCGAUAACUCAAUUGAGGUCGAUGAAGAGAAAUUGCAGGCCAAGGAUCAAGCGCUGAGUGCCAGACUUGAUUUGGUAUUCAAGCCACGGAAGGCAGAGCAGUCUUUAGCCCCUCAAGGUGCUGAACGCAAGAGAACGUUGUUGGAAACUAUGAUCAAGACCCAACCAAACAACCCGCAGGGCUAUAUUGGGCUUGCAAGAAUAGAGGCACAGUUGUCGCAACCCAAAAAAGCUCGUAUAGCCAUUCAAAAGGGAAUGAAGCAUUGUCCAGGAGUGCCAGAGAUUUGGCUUGAGGCACUGAAGUUUCAUAGCGGUGCGGACACUUUGGCAAUUGCCCAAAAGGCUGUCGAUAACGUCCCAAAAAGCCCAGAAGUUUGGAGAGCGGUAAUUGACUUGCAGUAUACGGACGAAGACAAGUUGAAUUAUGUCCAUCAGGCAUUGGAGCAUCUGUCUGACAAUUCAGCAUUAUGGGAACUUGCAAUUGAUCUUGAAAGUCCGCAAGACAGAAAAGACGUUAUAGGUAUUGCCCUCGAACUUGCCCCCAGUCCAAGCCUUUAUUUGAAAGCUGCAGAGUACGAUAAAGCCGUUCUAGAUGCUGCCGUGAAAAAGUAUCCUGACAACAAAACCCUCUGGCUUGCGAAGAUAAAAAAGGGUGGUUCAAUAAAGGAUGCAAUUCGCUCAACAGGUCCCGACGGCUGGAUUGAUGUUGCUCUGACCUGUGAUGAUAGCCCGACAUUGACAAAGAUUGUAGAUGCGCUUGAUUUGACGGAAGAGGACUUCAAUCGGCUUUGUGAGGCCGGGAACUACUCUGCCGCCAAAUUGGUUGCUCAGAAAAUACCCAAAACAGUUCAGCUGUACACAAAAUAUGCAGCAUUCGACGCGGACAUUCUGCAGGAGGCAGUUGAGAGAUACGCCGACAGCGAGGAAAUACAGCUCGAGUACGCAAAACGCUUUCCUGAACAGGCCGCGCAGAAGUUCAGUUCAGAAAACGUCUUGGUUAAUAUCGGUGAGCAUUUCCUCGACAGCUGCCAAAUUGAUACCGCGUUGACUGUCCUGUCACGCACCGUAUCUGAUGAGGGCCAAAGCUUGUAUGUGGAUGCAUUAAUUAGAGCCGGUAAACCGGUAGACAAGGUUAUUGAGCAAGCCUUGGCAAAUCACCCCUUUUCUGAAAAACUGUUCCUACAACAAGCCAGAAUAUUCAAGAACGCGGAUAUGUUAGCCGCCGCUACUGUCAAGCUGCCCAAAAGCGAGCACUUGUGGGUAGAGUAUGCGACACAUUUGCCGGAUGUUCGAGCUCGUGCAGUUCUUUUAUCAGCUCAAUCACAGUGCCCGAAAAGCGCAGCUCUUUGGCUGGCUCGAAUUCGACUGGAGAAGAAAAGUGGCCGUAAUGUGGAUUAUUUAUUAACUAAAGCCCUUCAAGAGUGUCCGCAAGACGGGGGGUUAUGGGCGGAAAAGCUAGUUCUGACACCAAGAAUUCAAAGAAACAAACAGAUUGCUACAGCUGUGAAAGCUUCAAACAAUAGCCCGGCCGUGCUAACCGCGGCCGGGCUCCACCUAUGGACUACUGGCAAAGACAGUGUCGCCAAAUGGUUCGAAGCGGCCAUCAAAAACGACCCGCAGUACGGCGAUGCUUAUAUGUGGCUUUAUGCAUACGGCCAAAAAGAAGCUCUGGAUAAGUUUUUGGUUGCCAAGCCGCGGAAGGGAGAGCUAUGGGGCCCAACCUUUUCACAAAACCGAGGAUUCCCGUUGAAAGACGUUUUCAUUACAGCUACAAGCACGCUACACAACCCAUUUUAA